CGGUGGCGCUGCUCCCGCGUCACAGCGCCGGGCGCGGAGGGGAGAUGCGGCUCCUGGCGCUGGCGGUGGCCGUGCUGCUGGCGCGGGCUCCGGCCCCGGAGGUCUGUGGAGCCCUCAAUGUCACCGUGUCCCCGGGGCCUGUGGUUGACUACCUGGAGGGGGAAAAUGCCACUCUUCUCUGCCAUGUCUCCCAGAAGAGACGAAAGGACAGCUUGCUGGCUGUGCGCUGGUUCUUCGCGCGACCAGACUCCCAGGAAGCCCUGAUGGUUAAGAUGACCAAGCUCCGGGUGGUGCAGUACUACGGGAAUUUCAGCCGCAGUGCCUACCGGCAGAGGCUGCGCCUCCUUGAGGAGCGGCGUGGGACGCUCUACACGCUCUCUGUCUUGACCCUCCAGCCAGCAGAUCAAGGGCAUUAUGUCUGCAAAGUCCAAGAAAUCAGCAAGCACAGGAAUAAGUGGACAGCUUGGUCCAAUGGUUCCUCAGGGACAGAAAUGAGAGUGAUUUCCCUCAAAUCUUCUGAAGAUUCAUCCUUUGAGAAAAAGAAAGAGACCUGGGCAUUUUUUGAAGAUCUCUACGUGUAUGCUGUGCUAGUGUGCUGUGUGGGGAUUCUCAGCGUUCUGCUGUUCACCCUAACCAUCAUCUGGCAGUCUGUCUUUAGCAAGAGGAAAUCCAGAGUGAGACACUAUUUGGUGAAAUGCCCUCAGAACAGCUCAGGGGAGACUGUCACCAGCGUGACCAGUUUGGCCCCUCUACAGCCCAAGAAGGGCAAGAGGCGGAAGGAGAAAGUUGAUGUUCCUCCCGCAGUUCCUGCCAAAGCUCCCAUUGCCACCACGUUCCAUAAACCGAAGCUGUUAAAGCCACAAAGGAAAGUCACCCUGCCAAAGAUUGCCGAGGAGAACUUGACCUACGCUGAGCUGGAGCUGAUCAAGCCCCACCAGGCAGCCAAGGGCAUCCCCACCAGCACGGUCUAUGCGCAGAUCCUCUUCGAGGAGAACAAGCUGUAACCCUGCGUCCUAUUUAAUAUCUGCCACCAGUUAUUUAUGAAACUUUGGAUACAAAGUCCUUAUUUUUGUAUUUUCACUCGUGCCUUCUGUGUGGUGGGAGCCCCUUUCUGACGGCCUUUCAGGUGCCUUCAGAGAGGUAUGACGCUCCUUUCUGCAAAGAGCAGGGGCCGCAGCCCUUUGGAUAAAUCUCCCAGGACAAGAUUUUCUGGGUCUGAGCCCUGAAGGGUGAGGACUCUGAUUCUGAGACCAUUCAAGAGGAUUUUCUGCUGAGCCAAACCCCUGUAUGUUUUUUUUUUCUCUUAUCUUUUUUUUUUAAUCUGAAUUUUAAUCUUCUACCCUUCCUGUAUCUGUGAUAUCAAGCUCAUAGUAUAUAGCUAGAGGAAAUACCAUUAUGGGCCCAAGUGUGAGAUGGUAGAGAUGUACUAAUUGGUUUUCAAAGGAUCAGAUAACAUUGCCAGGGCACCCAGAGCAGCAUAAAGUGCUUAUUGUAAGCAGUCAUUCAAGAUAGCAUCUCUUGUUUUAAAUAGAUGCACUGACCCUGGUGACUCAAGGGCAGAGAGACAGAUUGUGGGGCGGUCUGAGGUCUAAGCCGACAAUGAACUGUCUGGAUACCCCUGUGCCCAUUUCCCCACCCGUUAUUGUUCACAGCCACAGGACAAGUAGAAAGUUGUUCAUUCUGAAGUGCUUCCACCUCUUUGGCAGGGGGGGCUUAUCCCUGUAUAGAGACUAUUCUCCAAGAAGUUCUUACUUACCCUUUUCCAAAAGGAGCAGGGUGGUGUGCUUUUGAUUGACAGAAUAGAGGAAGGGGGCCUCUUGGAAGUGUGCCAAGGUUACUAACUCUAAUUGAACAUCCAUUUGUGUAAGAGCAAAGUCUUUUGACUGCUUCCCCAAUGGUAGGAGAGUAGGAAGUAUAAGCCAAGCUGGAAAAACGUGUCCUGGAUACCCCCCUCACCCUCCCCCCGCACCAGCCCAAUACAAAGUGCCUUGCUGACUCAACUUUGCAUGUUAAUUCGAAUGGACUUGAGUGGGAGGGAGGCAGGGAUGCCUGGCAAAUAGAUCUAUGAGAAAGUUGCUCUGUGGACCUAUAUGACAUCCAUGACCUCAUCAUUCUGGAACAGGCCAAGCUAUCAGCUAUGUUGUUAAGGACACCUGAUGUGUGAGUGUGCUAUGGGUGGGUUUUUACUGCACACUACAGAAAUUGUUUGGCUUUGUAAUGGACCAUGUAUAUAUGUUAAAUUAUAUAUUUUAAACACAAUCUGAAUGUGAGUUGUGCCCCUCUGUACAGCCAUGUGAACUUGGUUGAGGUUCUUAUCCCCUACUGGUCUCAGACUCUUAUUUAUACAAAGGUGAGUUAACCUCUCAUAGAAUUCUUAUAAUGGGAUAAUGACUUGGAAGAUUCUGGACGCUAGAAAUUGCUACACAAGUACACUAUGUUAACAUGCAUGCUAAAACUAGUCCAUAUUUUUAAAAUGAAAUGCCUUUACUAUUUAAAGCUCUCAUUGUGUUAACUUUAAAAAGUAAAUAUUUGUCCAUGAACUUAGCUCUGUGGUAACUUUCCCAAAGACCCGUCAUAGCUGAUGAGUGCCUCUCAUGGUUUACUGGAAAGGGUCCAAGUCAGGAGCAGGUAAUGAUUUUCCAGAAGCGAAAAUAUCCUGACUUUACAAAAAGGAAGUCAUUCUCCGCUGCCUGUGCUUGCGUCUCAUGCUCUCCUUCUCGCCAAGUUUCCAAGGUAGUGAGUAAGCUUUGCGAUUUCUGAAGAACUCACUAGAACCUUCCAGACAGGAGGACAUCUUUUAGAACAGGAGAAUAUAUGGUUAGUACAUCUUUCAUAUCAUCAUUAUCCUGGGCAUCCUAUCAUCUUUUAUCAUGGCACUCUUCGGUAGGGCAUAGUUACAUGGUGUUGUGGGGAAGGAAAGUAAUUUCCUGAUUUGCACAAGGAGCUAUUAAUAUACAGAUGGGUGGGGCCCUGGGAGUACCAGGUGGGAGUGGAGAGUGGGGCGUCUGAAGAGGUGAUGGAGAGAAGGCGAUGGAGAAGGAGGACUCUGGGCCUCUGCAGAACUGAAUCGAACCUCAGUCACCUGCAGACCCACCGUGUUAAAUUCAGUGGGGGCUCUGUGUCAUCACAUAUGGAAAUGAAUACAUUCCACUGAGAAGAGCACAGGUUUUGAAGAGUCUCUGUAGGUUAAAAUCCAACAAGUCAUUGUUAUAGAUUCAAUUCAGACUCUUGCUCCAAAACUCUGGUCAUAUUUGCAUAAAUCCAUGCCGAGGUGUGUGAGGAGGGGAUCCACUGACAUGGGGUAUAAGAAGAGGCUUCAAGACCAAUACCUCCUACUGAACAUGCUUCCUAAGGGAAUCAUGGAAGCUCUUGGCAACAUCUGAGCACCGCUUGCUCCACUAUUAUCUAGGAGCAAGUUGUCUAAACUCUGCUCAGAACUGGGAGCAAUGGAUGAUUUGUACCUAGUGCUUCUUUGGGAUGAUAAACCUUGAUGUUAUUUUCAGAAUAAACUUAAAAGUAAGUCUC
Molecule: messenger RNA, 3525 nt
Organism: Dama dama (fallow deer)
Lineage: Eukaryota; Metazoa; Chordata; Mammalia; Artiodactyla; Cervidae
Gene: VSTM4
Product: V-set and transmembrane domain containing 4
Exons: 8
Coding region: 45-1004 (319 amino acids)
Source: RefSeq, a predicted model, not a curated record